UCGUGAUGCAAAACAUCACAUACACGGUGAAAAUUUGUUGUUGUUGAUUUUAAUUUGAUGUUGUGUUCUACAGCACGUGUAUUUUAUGUAAAUAUUCGCCGCCUUAAUAUUUUUUCCAUAACAAUGAAAUCUGCAGCUUCUUCUACAGUGGAAGGUAGUGCCCAGAUGGAUAAACCGCAAGAAUUCGAUAAGCUUAUAUGUAUUGAUAAGACACCUUAUACUAUCGUAACUGAAGGUAAAGCAGAAGUUUUAUUUCCAAGCUCUCAUGACGUAUUUUACAAUCCUGUCCAAGAAUUUAAUCGGGACUUAAGUAUUGCAAUUUUGAAGCAGUUUAUCAAUGAAACCAUAAAAGAAGAAGAUUCUAAAAAGGCUUCAAAGAGCAAUUCAGAUGGUGAUUUGCCAGAGAUAAAAGUUUUAGAAGCUCUAGCUGCAUCUGGUCUUCGAUCAAUACGUUUUGCAAAAGAAGUACCAAAUGUAACAAAAAUUGUAGCUAAUGAUAGGGCUACAGAGGCAUAUUUAAGUAUUCAGAGGAAUAUUAAACAUAAUAAAGUUGAAAAUAUUAUUGAAGCAUGCAAUGAAGAUGCUUCGUUGGUUAUGUAUAAGAAUCGGCAAUAUAAAAACAGAUUUGCUGUAGUGGACCUUGAUCCUUAUGGAACUGCUGCACCAUUUUUAGAUGCUGCUGUUCAGUGUGUCUCAGAAGGAGGCCUUUUGAUGAUAACAUGUACAGACAUGGCUAUUUUAUGUGGGAAUGGCUCUGAAGCUUGCCAUGCAAAGUAUGGGGCAGUUUCUAUGAAAACUGGCAAUUGCCAUGAGAUGGCACUGAGAAUUGUUCUCCAAUCAAUUGAAUCACAUGCUAACAGAUAUGGAAGAUACAUCGAGCCAGUUUUAUCCUUGAGUGUGGAUUUCUAUGUCAGAGUUUUUGUCAGAGUUUAUACCAGCCCAAUUAUUGUAAAACAAAGUGUGUGCAAAUUGGCUAUGGUCUAUGUUUGUUCCGAAUGUGGAUCAUUUCACCUGCAGCAACUUGGUAACAGAGUGAAAACUGAAAAGGGAGAAAAAUAUUCUGCUGGCGUUGGACCCCCAGUUAAUAUGAAAUGCAGCAUCUGUGAUGGAUCACAUAAAGUUGGUGGGCCCAUUUGGGCAGAAAAGCUACAUAACAAAGAGUUCAUCCAGAAGACCAUACAACUAGUUGAUGGGGAAAAGGAAUGUUACAAUACUUCUAAAAGAAUGUUAGGAAUGUUAAAUGUUAUCUUAGAGGAAUUAGAUGACUGUCCUUUAUUCCACAGAAUUGAGAAACUGUCUAGUAUCCUUCAUGUUUCUACUCCAACCAAUAAACAGAUGAGAUCGGCAGUAUUAAAUGCUGGAUAUAGAGUAUCCAUGUCUCAUACAGUUCCCACCUCAAUCAAAACUGAUGCUCCUCAAGAAGUCAUCUGGAGUAUUAUUAAAACUUGGGCAAGGCAAAAUCCCGGGAAAAAAACUUUUGAAGAAAAUUUAUCAAAAAGAAUCAUGUCCAAGAAACCAAGCAUUGAUGUGUCUUUUGAACUUCAUCCAGAUGCAGAUCCCCAGUCACGCAGCAAUAAUUUGCUGCGUUUUCAGAUAAAUCCUGCUCCCAACUGGGGUCCUAAGUGCAGAGCAACGACUAGUUUAUUUAGUACCAAGCAAGAGGAGAAACGGAUCAACCGUCAAAACAAACGCCAGAGAAAAUCAGAAAAAAAUUCUAGUGAUGACAGUUCACCUAAAAAAGUAAAGUGAAGAGAGAACUUUCACAUGACGUCUCACCUUGUGGCACGUAACCAACGUCCCUUUUGGAUGAUUCUAUGUGUUUGGGCAGAAUGUUUGCCAAUGUUGCAUUCAAGUCAAACUAUAUAAAAUGUCAGUUGUCUGUACUAUAUAAAUGUUAUUAAA
Messenger RNA from Stegodyphus dumicola, 1902 nucleotides. It is a transcript of the gene Trm1, whose product is annotated as tRNA methyltransferase 1. The record is from RefSeq and is a predicted model, not a curated record. Gene Ontology annotation, cellular component: nucleus. Gene Ontology annotation, molecular function: RNA binding; tRNA (guanine) methyltransferase activity. Lineage: Eukaryota; Metazoa; Arthropoda; Arachnida; Araneae; Eresidae. Gene Ontology annotation, biological process: tRNA N2-guanine methylation.